GAGCCCGUUAUGGAUAAAGGGCUGUGCCAAAUUCUCCGCUGCAGCCAGAUAAGGCCGUGUAAAUGAAUCAAUGACCGAUCGAUAUUAACAACCAAAUGAGACCAAUCGAUCACUCGAUUGAUCAAUCAAUCUGCCAGUCGGGAGUUUCGGGCAAUCAAUCCCACCAGACCCAAUGUCAGCGUCGGGCGCAAAUGCCGACAGGGGAAACAAACACGCGACCGAGUAAUGCUUGUUUUUUUUUUUUUGUCUAGUGCUUCCUUUUUCCGUUUCCCUUGCUUGUCCCUCCAAUCUAGAAAUUGCACAGGCGACAGGGGAAUGUCGGAAAAGGGAUCCUAUGUACAAACGACGAGUCGGACGGAGGGGGUGACGGCAAAGCGACCGAGAGAAAGAGGGGGGAGAGAGAGAGAGAGGCGCAGGAGAGUCACGAGAGGAGAUGACAGGUCCGCAUCAUUGAGAGAGAAAUGGCAAGAGGGUCAAGUAUCGCCCUCAGCCCCGGAAGUACAGAUUGCCGGAAGUGAGGGAGAGAGAGAGAGAGAGAGAGAGAGAGAGAGAGAGAGAGGGAAGGAGAGAGAAGCGGACGAGACGAGGAUUCAAUGCGGGAUCGCAGGUCGAAGGCCAAUGGAAGGGGAGGGCCGGGCAGGUCGGAAAGCGCCCGGUCUGCAGGAAGACUGUCGAGUGAUUUGUUGGGAUACACGGCGAGGAGUUUUGGUGGAGUUGAAAACGAGGGAAAUGAGUUCGCGAUAAGCCAGAGGGCGGAGAAGUGGAAAAGCCAACGAAUUCGCGUGGCCCGUCAGUCAAGCUUUUGUUCUCAUGGGCUUUGAGACUUGGCGCCUCCACACCUGUCGAUU
This is a messenger RNA of Aspergillus pseudotamarii, 848 nucleotides long. RefSeq lists its product as uncharacterized. The coding region runs from base 226 to 744 and encodes 172 amino acids. The record is from RefSeq and is a predicted model, not a curated record. Lineage: Eukaryota; Fungi; Ascomycota; Eurotiomycetes; Eurotiales; Aspergillaceae. The transcript has a single exon.